This is a messenger RNA of Sorex fumeus (smoky shrew), 1990 nucleotides long. RefSeq names its product phospholipase D family member 5 (gene PLD5). The record is from RefSeq and is a predicted model, not a curated record. The transcript has 10 exons. NCBI's taxonomy places the organism in Eukaryota, Metazoa, Chordata, Mammalia, Eulipotyphla, Soricidae. Gene Ontology annotation, molecular function: catalytic activity. Bases 8 to 1627 code for a protein of 539 amino acids.
UGUCAGGAUGGAGAUCCGGCAGCACGAGUGGCUCUCGGCCUCCCCCCACGAGGGCUUCGAGCAGAUGAGGCUGAAAAGCCGCCCCAAGGAUUCCUCGCCGAGCCUGACUCGAGUGGGCGCGAACUUCUACAGCGGCGUCAAGCAGCAGGAUUACAGCGCCAGCGUCUGGCUACGGAGGAAAGACAAACUGGAGCACUCCCAGCAGAAGUGUAUAGUGAUCUUUGCCCUGGUCUGCUGCUUUGCCAUUCUCAUUGCACUGAUAUUUUCAGCCGUGGACAUAAUGGGAGAAGAUGAGGAUGGACUCUCAGAAAAAAAUUGUCAAAAUAAAUGUCGAGUUGCCCUGGUUGAAAAUAUUCCUGAAGGCCUUAACUAUUCAGAAAAUGCACCAUUUCACUUACCACUUUUCCAAGGCUGGAUGAAUUUACUCAGCAUGGCCAAAAAGUCUGUUGACAUAGUGUCUUCCCAUUGGGAUCUCAACCACAGUCAUCCAUCAGCAUGUCAGGGUCAGCGUCUUUUUGAAAAGUUGCUUCAACUGACUUCACAAAACAUUGAAAUCAAGCUAGUGAGUGAUGUAACGGCUGAUUCAAAGGUAUUAGAAGCCUUAAAAUUAAAGGGAGCUGAGGUGACCUACAUGAACAUGACCGCCUACAACAAGGGCAGGCUGCAGUCCUCCUUCUGGAUUGUGGACAAACAGCACAUUUAUAUCGGCAGUGCCAGUUUGGACUGGCAAUCCCUGGGACAGAUGAAAGAACUUGGUGUCAUCUUCUACAACUGCAGCUGCCUGGUCCUAGAUUUACAAAGGAUUUUUGCUUUAUAUAGUUCAUUAAAAUUCAAGAGCAGAGUACCUCAGACCUGGUCCAAGAGACUUUAUGGAGUCUAUGACAAUGAAAAGAAAUUGCAACUUCAGUUGAAUGAAACCAAAUCUCAAGCAUUUGUGUCGAAUUCUCCCAAACUCUUUUGCCCUAAAAACAGAAGCUUUGACAUAGAUGCUAUCUACAGUGUAAUUGAUGAUGCCAAACAGUACGUAUACAUUGCCGUCAUGGACUACCUGCCCAUCUCCAGCACAAGCACCAAAAGGAAAUACUGGCCAGAUUUGGAUGGGAAAAUAAGAGAAGCACUUCUCUUGCGAAGUGUUAAAGUUCGACUACUUAUAAGCUUCUGGAAAAAAACUGAUCCCCUUACAUUUAAUUUUAUUUCAUCUCUUAAAGCUAUUUGCACUGAAAUCGCAAAUUGCAGUUUGAAAGUUAAAUUUUUUGAUCUAGAAAGAGAAAAUGCCUGUGCCACAAAAGUACAAAAGGAUCACACCUUUCCUAAAUUAAAUCGCAACAAGUACAUGGUGACAGAUGGUGCCGCUUAUAUUGGAAAUUUUGACUGGGUAGGAAAUGAUUUCACCCAGAAUGCUGGCACUGGCCUUGUUAUCAACCAAGUAGAUGUGAGAAAUGACGCAAGCAUCAUUAAGCAACUUAAAGACGUGUUUGAGAGAGACUGGUACUCACCCUAUGCCAGAACAUUACAGCCAACCAAACAGCCAAACUGCUCAAGCUUGUUUAAAUUCAAACCUCCCUCAGACAAAACUGAAACAUACAAUGCAAGUGGAAAAGAGCUUGCCAGAGUAUAUCAUGGGUGAAUGAGCUGAGAGGGCAGCCUCUAAUUUAUAUUUAUAUUAUAAAGAAGUUGGGAGCGAAAAACAUUUAAUAUGUCUGUUUUAGGGAAUAAAAGCACACUUAAAAAUAUUCUCUGAAUGACAUGUAAUAUCUAACAAUAUCUUAGCAGUGUGUACACUAAAUUUAAGACUUUUAUAUUUGCUAGUAACAGAGAAUGUCAUUUAAACUAGGAAGUUGAUUUUUAUGUUUGCAUACAAAUUUUAAGAUUUCCUGCCUCAUCCUUUCUAGUUUUAGAAAUUUAUUUUCUUUUUCUUAAAGAUUUUAUUAUUGAAUCACUGUGAGAUAGAUCUUUACAAAACUGUUCAUAAUUAGGUUUCAGCGAUACG